GUGACAAGUUAGGAGGCGACCCGUGUCUACUCGUUCAUCUGCUGUUCCUAUGCCUGUUGCGGAAAUCUCCUCGAGUUUGCCGAGGCGCGAAUCCGCUUAAAUUUCCCGCCAAAAAUGCUCAUCCUCCCCCUCCCCCGCCCCCGGCAGGCAGUAGGGAAGCAGCUGAUCUCAUGUACUUGUCCGCCACACCCAUGACAUGUCUACAGGUACCCAGCAGCAACGGCGGCGGCAGCGGCGGCGACGGCGCAAACAGCGGUGGCAGCGGCAGCAGCAGAAGGAGGGGCAGGAGCAGCAGUGGCAGCAGCGGCGGUGGCGGCGCCCUCUCGCCUGCCCAGGCAGAUGCCAUGAAGUCUCUCGAGCACAACGCGGCGUGGUUUCUGCGCGUCGAGGACAGGGAGGUCACCCCGGCGGAGAAGCAGGAGGCCCGCCGCCUGUUGGAGAACCCCCGGGAGCUGCACGGUCUCCGGAACGAGGCCCUGGACGACCCCCGAGUCUACCGGGGCACCAGAUCGGCGGAGGACCUCGACCGCCACCAGCUCCGCAACCUGGUCGGCGCCGCCCUCCUACCGGAGAACGGCCUCUCCAAAAUCCUAGGGUUCUUCCGCGGCGACCUGCGGGCGCUAGAGAUCGCGUGCAAGGAGGCGGAGCUGCAGGGGCCGGUGAGGUUGAGCAAGUUCCUCGGCGAGCGGGGGGUCGACGUGCCGGUAAAUCUCAACCACCCUGCGUUCGCCGGCGACCCGGCUGCUUGGACACGCCCCAUCCUCCUCAAGCAGGGCAUGUGUCUUCAGUACCAGAAGCGCGCCUUUUACCACGAGAGCCCCACCACCACCACCGGGAAGGCGUCCGCAGCGGCCAGCAAGGUCUCGUCCUUCCAGGGUGGGCCGGCCGGACACGGGAACCGACUGGGGGCAUCCUGUGUGAAGGUGGAGGCGGACCGAGCCGGGUCCUCCGCGUCCGCGAUCCCCCACUGCGCUGCGCUGUCACAGUUACGUCCCGAGCUCCGCAAAGUAGCCGGAGUGGUCGAGCGAUCGUUUGCCCGUAGCUUUCUCCGCCACUUCACCGCGACUCCUGGUGUCGGGGUGUUUAGGGGUGGGGACAUCACCCAGGCCGGGUGCGGGAGAGACACCGUCCGGGAGCUGGCGUCGGUCGGGGGGCGGAAGGCGUUCGUAUACUGGGGGCGCCACCAGAGCAGGACUAUCGGCGACCCCGACGCUCUGGAGAGCGCCGCGCGGGGGGAUCUGGAGCUGUACAAAGCGUGUACCAACGGGGAGGCGGUCACCGACGCGCACGUCGGCGAGAUGAUGCUGGACAUCUUGAUGGAAGCCAUCGAGAUCCACGCCGGGGCCAACGGCGGGCCGACGGACGACGACAUCCGGCGUAGCGACGAGCUCGAGGAGGCGCGCGACCAGGGGCUUCCCCGCAUCCACGAGGAUGCGGGGCGCGUAGGGAAGGAGCUGCGGGGCAAACACGUCCGAACCAGAGAGGACUGCCGCGCUGGAGGCAACCCAAGGGAGGCUUCGAUCAAGAAGCGGAGGAGGGAUCCCCAGAAGUUCAAGGACGACUGCGCGGCCGGCGCAUUGCUUUGUGUUGGCGCCAACCUUUGCGAGAUCGCCAUCCGGCCCACCUUCCCCUCCCCCCUCCGCCCCGAGGUUGAAAGAUGGGCAGAGAUCGCUCGCGACUCGGUGGCUGAUGAUCGCUCUCGUUUCUCCAUGCAUCCAAACCCGCAGGCAACGCAAGCUGGACCGGCCGCUCGAAGGGGCUCAACGAGGAGGGGGCCAAGGCAGCCUUGGUGGAGGCGGAGAAGGCCCGUGCCGCGGCGCCAGAAGAGGAGGCGGAGAAGGCGGGUCAAGUCGUGGCAGCUGCCACCAAAAGGGUGCAGCUGGCGAAGACCGCCAAGAAGCGCCGGAGUGACGGCGGGAGGGAGGCAUGGAGACGUACGGCACCGAAAGAAGAAGGGCCGUGGCGGGGAGAAUGCCCACGAGCGGGGCGGUCUGGGCAAGAAGGCAGACGUGACCCUGGCAAUGGUCACUCGGGUGGGCAAAGUCACCCCGGAGCAAGCGGGCUUCCACGACGUCCGGUGUACUUUCGUCGACCCGAUCACGGGGGUGAGGUGCGGCAGGAUCACGCCGUGGAACAAGAAAGCAGUCAAGGACCUUCGGCCCAGCGGCAAGGGUGAGUGGAUUGCCGUAGUCGGUACCCACCAGCCCAGGGAGAACGGGGUGCGGCUGCACAGCUCUUCCUGCGCGCCGUGGCGGAAGACCGGGAAGGCGGUCGACGACGGGGAGUGCCUGAUCGGAGCGGAGGGGGUCAAGUACCUGAUGGCCAAACAAGCUUCUGUCAUCGUGUCCCGCCACCAGACCGCCUACAAAGAGUUUUUGGCGAGCGCGACGUAGACGAGCGGGAGGCGACGAGUCGGCGUAUACCGAUUUUUUUGCAUAUUGACGGGCUCUGGUGUCUCGCAGCUGGCUGGCUGGCGGUUUAUCCUUGGGGUGGACACCCAGAUGGCGUCUCUUCGCUUAUAGAGUGUGACGUCACGUGUGUAUGUCCUGGGUGUGGUCCGCAGUGGAGUUCGAAGCAGAUACCCGCCGGGCUCGUCAUGUGCGUAAAAAAACGAGGAAAAUCGCACCCGGCCAACUAGAGCAGAACCGCUCCCACCCAUGGAGGGCGUUCCCGCGGUUCCUGCGUGCCCUCGUGCGUGCCUUGUCGUCGUGCUAUGCGUAUUCGUCUUGUUUGUUCCCUGUAUCAUCUCGUUGUGUCGCUAGCCUUGUCCACUCGCGGGGGAUCGUUGUCUCGACACGAUUUCCAAUUUCAUAGGGGAAGGGAGCGAAGUUCAUGCGCGUCGAACUGGUGGGCGGGUUCGGUUCAGACAAAAAAAAAUAGCAGUGUAAAAAAGUUGGAUUUCUUCAGGACAUCGUCUCGCCGGUGGUUUGAUUGUGUUGUGGCCUUAUCAGGGUUGUCCCCUGCAUAUGGCCCUUUUGCUCUUGCCCAGUCGGAGGUUGCAUUUGUUUGGAUGUGUUUGCGACGUUACGAGUCGGUUGGAGUACACGCGAAGAGAACACACAGGUGCUCAACGGGCAUGCGAGCAGGAGAGCGCUGGAUGCAACCCGCUGGACGGAGGUUGGGGUUGGGGGGAUAUAAUCAACGUCUAG
Molecule: messenger RNA, 3149 nt
Organism: Ectocarpus sp. CCAP 1310/34
Lineage: Eukaryota; Phaeophyceae; Ectocarpales; Ectocarpaceae
Source: the annotation of a GenBank genome assembly